AGGAAAAGGGGGGGAAAAAUGGCGGACUGCGUUGUUUGGCGACCCCCGUGAAAUGGUCGUUCGACCCCAAAUGGGGUCCCAACCCACAGGUUGAGAACCACUGCCUUAGACUCUGCGGCCACCCCCAGCCAGAGGGUGCUCUUCCCUAACCUUCAAGGCAUCCUCAAGGGAAAGCAAUCCUGUAGCUGUUCAAGCGGUGGGAAAAGCCCCCGUCACAGCUUAAGCCCAGUCGCGCAUGGGGACGAGCCUUCGCGAUGUUCAGACUGCGGGAAGGACUCGGUUCCUACAAAGCAGGAAAGUUUUGAUCGAGGAGAGGAGCUUUACAGGUGUGUAACCUGUGGAGAAAACUUUAGUGUCUACUCCAGCUUGACGAAGCAUGAGAGGAUCCACACUAGGGAGGAGGGGUUGUGCCCUUCCAUGAGCAGCGGGCAAGGGUACCAUCCAAGGGGCAGUCUUUCCAUCUUGGAACAGCAGGUUUUGGGGGGAGAGAAGACCUAUCGGUGUCCAACAUGUGGGAAGAGCUUUAAUAAGAGCUCAGCUUUUCGGUUCCACAAGCGAAUCCAUACCGGGGAGAGACCCUACUCAUGCACCAAUUGUGGGAAAAGCUUCAGCCAAAGGUCCAAUCUGAUCUUGCACGAGAAAACUCACACGGGAGUCAAACCCUUCCGUGCUCAGACUGCGGGAAGACUUUCCUCUGGAGCUCCGAUCUGGUGAGGCACGAGAUCACCCACACCGGAGAGAAACCCUACAUCUGCUCGGAGUGUGGCCGCUCCUUCAGCCACAACUCAACGCUGAUUGCUCACGAGAGAACCCACACCGGGGAGAAGCCCUACAAGUGUUCGGUCUGCGGGAGGAGCUUCCGGCACCACUCUGGCCUUAUCAAACACGAGAGGACCCACACUGGGGAGCGGCCCUAUGCAUGUCUGGCCUGCAGGAAGAGCUUCAGCCAGAGCUCAGGGCUGACGCUCCACUUGAGGACUCACACGGGCAAGAAGCCCUACCGGUGCUCAGUUUGCGGGAAGAGUUACACGCAGAGGUCAAAACUGACGAAACACGAGAAGACUCAUUUGGCUGAGGUGGGCAUGGCUACUCAAGGAAGAGGAGACCGUACGAAAGCGCGAGCGAGCGAGGGGGGCGAUAAAAACGAAGGCCACUUCCUGUUCCUUCUCCCUUCCAUUCCCCCUCCACGCGACUUCCUCCUCUCUCGUUCCCCCCCCCGCCGGCGCCCUUCCCAUCGCUCCGGCGGAGGCUGGCCCGCCUGGCGGCAUUUGCGAUCGCCGCGGCUCUUCGGAUUAGCGGCUUCCGCGGCGCACCUUGCAGGGGCUGGUGGACAGAUGGAUGAUAAUGGAGAAACCGGGGAUGUGAAGAAGCCUGGAUUCCUGGAACCGUGUGUUUCAUUCCUGGAAACGGCCCCAGACCUUUCGGCUUUCCACAAAGUGGAAGGGAUCUGUGAGCUCCAGCACGGAUCGGUGGGCCUGCCAGGCAUGAUCCCCGGGCUGGAAGAAGGGAAUUCCAUCGAAGGGACGUCAUAUAUAUGCUCCGAUUGCGGGAAAAGCUUCUGUAGCAUCUCCAGCCUGAUCAGCCACCAGAAACGAAACCACUCGGGCGAGAAGCCGUACAAGUGCGCCGACUGCGGCAGGAGCUUCCACCAGAGCUCGGAUCUCGUGAAACACGAGAGGAUCCACACGGGGGAGAAGCCCUAUAAGUGCACAGUGUGCGAGAAGCGGUUCAAUCAACGAUCCUACCUGAUCGUUCACGAGCGCUUCCACACGGCGGAGAAGCCGUACAAGUGUUUCCUCUGCGGGAAAAGCUUCUGCUCCAACGCCCAUCUCAUGACCCACCAAAGGACCCACACGGGGGAGCGGCCCUACCAGUGUCCCGAGUGCGGGAAACGUUUCACCACCAGCUCAAACUUUGUCAACCACAAAAAGACCCACACGGAGGAAAAACCCUACAAUUGCUCCCUCUGCGAGAAAAGCUUCAAGCGCAGCUCGAACCUGAUCCAGCACGAGAGGACCCACACGGGAGAGAAGCCGUACACCUGCCUCACCUGCGGGGAGAGUUUUGCUUCUAAUUCGGGUCUCGUGAAACACCAGCGGAGCCAUACGGGGGAGAGACCGUACAAAUGCUCGUACUGCGGGAAGUGCUUCAGUCAGAGCAUGAUCCUCACCCAGCACGAGAGGACUCACACGGGCGAGAAGCCCUGCAAAUGCCCGGCCUGCGGGAAAAGCUUUCGCUCCAGCUCAGACCUGGUGAAGCACAAAAGGAUCCACACCGGGGAGAAACCCUACAAAUGCUCCCUGUGUGGGAAAAGCUUCACCACCAGUUCGGAUGUGGUGAAGCACGAGCGGACCCACACGGGCGAGAAACCCUAUAAAUGCGGCACUUGUGGGAAGAGUUUCAGCCAGAGCGCGCACCUCAUGCAGCACCAGAGAAUCCACACGGGGGAGAAACCCUAUUCCUGUCUGAUUUGCGGCAGGUGUUUUACCUGCAGCGCGCACUUAGUGGUCCAUAAACGGACCCACAAAGAGGGGGAGGUCUUAAAAGUGUAAUGAUUGGUGUUGUCUCAGGCUGGUGGGUGUGGGCGUGUUUACUAGCGGGCUUGCUGGAUGUGUGUGAGAGAGCAUCCAAGAUCGGAGGAAAAACUAAUUUUUUUCUGCUGCCACCAAGCCGAUUCUCUCUAAAUCAGUGGUUCUCAACCUUUUUAAUGCCGCGACCUCCAACCGGUCGUAAGUCGAGGACUACUCAACCGGUCGUAAGUCGAGGACUACUCAACCGGUCGUAAGUCGAGGA
Molecule: messenger RNA, 2793 nt
Organism: Crotalus tigris (Tiger rattlesnake)
Lineage: Eukaryota; Metazoa; Chordata; Lepidosauria; Squamata; Viperidae
Product: zinc finger protein 271-like
Exons: 3
Coding region: 585-2552 (655 amino acids)
Source: RefSeq, a predicted model, not a curated record